Messenger RNA from Magnolia sinica, 2246 nucleotides. Its product is annotated as kinetochore protein NDC80 homolog. Lineage: Eukaryota; Viridiplantae; Streptophyta; Magnoliopsida; Magnoliales; Magnoliaceae. The record is from RefSeq and is a predicted model, not a curated record. Bases 54 to 1772 code for a protein of 572 amino acids. The transcript is spliced from 4 exons. Gene Ontology annotation, cellular component: Ndc80 complex. Gene Ontology annotation, biological process: attachment of mitotic spindle microtubules to kinetochore.
GAAUUGGAAAUCAAUCGGGCGGGAAAAGCAGCGAGAGAGAGAGAGAGAGAGAGAUGAAAGGCCGACGUCAGACGAAGCCCGCGACGGACCGGCCCUCCGUAGUAGAUACCCACAGGUUCUCUUCCCGCGACUCCGACGCCAGCUUCUGUAGCAGCCGUCCAUCCUCCAUCGGCACAGCGGGUGCCAUCCCAACCGACCGCGCCUCGCAAGCCUCUGCCCUCCGCACCAUCAACUCCUACCUCUCCUCCCUCUCCAACCCCAUCCAUCUCCGCCCUCCUCUCCCCUCCGCCAAAGACAUCAUCCAAACCCUCCAUCUCCUCCUCGCCCGCCUCGAUUGGUCCACCACAUCGGAUCCCACAAAGCUCGAAGACGACCUCCCCGUCCUCUUAACUCAACUCCGUUGCCCCGUCAAUCUCAAGAAAUCCGCCCUCAAAGCCCCCAGCACCCCCCACGCAUGGCCCACCAUCCUCGCCUCCAUCCAUUGGCUGGUCCAGAUCGCUCGAUACAGGGACCACCUUGCAUCCAAUCCGUCCCCCUUCUACUCCCUGACCAACGAUCUCGCUCUCUACAUUGUCGAGAGCUACUCGCACUUCAUCCGUGGCGACGAUGACACCGCCGCCGCGCUCGACUGCGACUUCAUGCAGAAGCUCGAGCAACAGGUGGGCGCUGCGGAUGACGCCGUUAAAACCUUAGAAAAGGAGGCCGAGGAACUCGAAUUGAAGCUGCAGGCAAUCCGGUCGGCUCCUUCAGCCAGGGAGUUGCUGGAGAAGGAGAAGGCGGAUCUUCUCAAGGAUUCGGAGAAAUUCCAUGCUGUCAUUGAGAGUUAUGAGAGUAAGGUUGUGGCAUUGGAGAAGGGGUUGGAGGAGAGGCAGAAGGAAUUGGAUGUGAAAGUGGAGGAGAAUCAGCGGGUUUGUACUGAGAACGAGGGGCUGAGGAAACAGAUUGAUUCACAGGCAGUUAAUGUGAGAGAUGUGGAGAGGAUGAAGCGGGAACUGCAGGCAGUGGAGCAGGAUAUCGCUGAUGCGGAGGCCGGAAGGAACGGGUGGGAGGAAAAGAUGUGGGAACUUGAGGCGACGGUGGGGAAGAAGAUGAAGGAGUUGGAGGGGCUUGCUAGCGAAUGCAAUCAGGCCAUCAGGCGGCUAAAGCUUGGAAAUGAUUUCCAAUAUGUGCUGAAUGCAAAGGGAACAUCACCAGCUGAGGUAUUGGGGAUUGGCCAUAAAUCAACACUUAAACCUGCACUUACUGCUUUGGCUGAUGAUAUCAAGAAAAGUUCUGUGGUGAAACUGGAGGAGUUCAUUUCUCUUCAACAACAAUCACGGGAAAAUUCUACAAAACUAGAGGAAAAGAAAAACCGGCUUGUUGCUCUUCAGACCAAGAUUGAAGAGGUUGAAGCACAAUUGAGCUUGUUGAAGAAAGAAAUGCAAGAUCACAUGGCCAGAUGUGCGGCUGAAGCCAAUAGAUUACACGAUGAUGUUGCAAGAAGAACACAUAACUUGGAUAUCAUGGAAGGAGAAGCAGAAGUUUUUCUGAAGCAUUGUAAACAAAACUUGCAGGAUGUGAUCCAACAAAAUGAUGAUGAAACCCAGAUGUGUGCGUGUGAGCUCCUGGCACUUAUAGAUGCUGUCUCAAAAUACAAAGAGUGCAUGGAGUCGACAAUCUCAGGAAUGAAGAUGGAUCUCUCUGAAACUGCAGGAGCAGUCGCAGAGGCCUACAAGGCCUCUUUGUCAGCAAAGAUGAGACUUGAAUGCGUUGGCAACCAACCAGCAAACUGACUAUGUUACGUCUGCUCCAAAUGCUAUGCAUCUUAUUUGCUCUCUUGCUCCAAUGAGUUGGUCUGUUCCUCACCAUCAUUUGCAGGGAAAGAAAAGCCUGCAAGGGCCUGGUUGUCUGCACAAUGAAUGCUUUACGCUGUAAAGUAUUAUAUGCAUUCCGUAUAGUAGAUCUUAUCAUAUAAGCGUUUUAUCAUGUUUUCUGCUUAGGGCCCGUUUGUUCACCAAUUACCCUGGUAAUUUAAAGAGUGUCUUCGUUAUGAAUUUACUACUGCCCAACCAAACAAAAGAAUUGUCGGUCAAAUACAUAUGUAUUUAGGAGACAUGUAAAAGAACUUGUAAUCAUUACACUUUUUCAUAGCAUUACCUUGAAAGUAUUGAAGCCGAACUAAUGUCUCGGUGUAUUUUGGUGAUGAUUUGACAUUAAUGUAAAAAUGCCUUCACUAUGAUUUUACUACAGUUAGACCAAACUUGGAA